GAUGUAUCAUUUCAAGAGUAGUGGCUGUGUGCAGCUGACAGACCUGGUUUCAGAUGCCAGUCGGAGCAUCCUCAGGCUCAUUAAUAAUGGAGGCCUCUGACAGGAGCAGUUUUGCCUGCCUUUGUUUUCCACUGUAGGUGAAGGGAGACAUGGAUCUCUCUGUUUUGCCAAAUAACAAUCAUCCUGACAAAUUCCUGCAGCUUGAUGUAAAGUCUUUAAUGAGGAGCUCAGCCCUCCUUCAUGCCAGCCUGGCAAGGUUUCCGGGUGGAAAUUAUCCUGCUGCACAACACUGGCAAAACCUUGUCUACUCACAGAGAGAAAAGAAUAACAUUGCUGCUCAACGAAUUAGGGGAUCCAAUGCAGCGAGCCUUGUCACUGCUGAUAGCCCCCCACCAUCCAUGUCAUCAACUAUGAAAAAUAACCCACUCUGUGGUGACCUAAGUUUGGAGGAAGCUAUGGAAGAAAGGAAAAAGAGCCCAUCAUGGACCAUUGAGGAAUAUGACAAACGUUCCCUGCACACAAACCUCUCUGGACAUCUGAAGGAAAAUCCUAAUGACCUGCGGUUUUGGUUGGGAGACAUGUACACCCCAGGUUUUGACACUUUAUUGAAAAAGGAAGAGAAACAAGAGAAGCAAUCAAAAUUCUGUCGUAUGGGUCUGAUUUUACUUGUCAUUACCUCCAUCUUGGUUACCAUAGUGACUAUUAUUACCUUUUUCACCUGAGGAAACUGUCACAGUCAGAGCUAUUUUAAAUUUCCUAAAAUUUUUUCUAGAUAAACAUUUGCAGCUUCCCCCAAAAAUAACAACAACAACAAAACCAUGUACAUGCAGUAUGAAUGGAUUGUUGA
This is a messenger RNA of Cebus imitator (Panamanian white-faced capuchin), 847 nucleotides long. It is a transcript of the gene MINAR2, whose product is annotated as membrane integral NOTCH2 associated receptor 2. The coding region runs from base 150 to 722 and encodes 190 amino acids. The record is from RefSeq and is a predicted model, not a curated record. NCBI's taxonomy places the organism in Eukaryota, Metazoa, Chordata, Mammalia, Primates, Cebidae. The transcript is spliced from 3 exons.